AUGGCGUGGAUGAUCCCGAACGAACUGUCCGAUAUCGUUGCUGUCAAGUCCUCUUUGCCAACCCCCUCUACAGAAGAAUGUUUUUACUGGCCUCAGGAGAGGCAGUGGGUACCAGAACGGCUUGUGAGGAAGCUCAAAGCCGCGGAGAAGAAGCAGUUACAGGGUGUAAAAGCCAUUGUACAGAAGGCUGCCUCAGGCCAGAGCAAGUGCCGCAAAUGUGGGGGUGCCAUUGCCAAGGGCACGCUACGUGUGGGCUACCCCACCUCAGACCCCCGCGGGGCGUACGAAGUGCUCUGCUGCUGGUUGCAUGUGGGCUGCAGCAGCGAGCUUUUUUCCAUGUUUUUACAACGUGAAGCAGAGGGAAAUCUCGUCGAUCAAUUGAGGGAAGAUUUGAUUGUUUCCUUGACCUGCUUAGAAUCAUCUGCGGGAGCAGCAGCAGAGAGAACAGCCAAGGCUGAAGUAGAGAACGGAGGGGUUAAGGCGCCACCCGUUGAAGAUCCCCCACCUGUAAAGAAGGAGGACCCACAAAUUCGCAGGACACGAGUUUCUUCAAGAUGCAGCAUUCCGAACAAAGCGGAAGAACAAGACAAAACAGACGAAAACAAGGAGGCGCCCAGUGUCGCAUCAACCGCGGCCCCUAGAAGCACUGGCUCCUCCGCGUCCGCAUCUUCCAAUGCCGACGAUGCUUCUAGCGAUUCUGGGGGCCCCACGAACUCUGGGGGACAUAAAGUGGAUAAUGAGGAUAAGAAGGAGGAAGCUCUGUCUACGCGGGAUCGUCUGCUGCUAGAAAGGUCGAGCUGCAUUAUUUCGACAGAACGUUUGUGUCUGAUGGCUGAUGAUCUCUCCUCAUGUGAACAGCACAGGGUCCAGGAAGCUCUGGCCGAAGCUGCUCGUCGGCUCUUUUUCCCAACUGAGGUGCAAGCGGAGGCACUGACCAACAAUGUCGCAGCUGAAGAAGUGAUAGAAAAACUCGUCAAGAGAGAAAUCAAGGGACGCGUAGCUUCGCCUGAAGGGUUGCUUUUGCCGCUAUUGCCUUUCCAGGAGGAGGGAUUGUGGUGGCUGACACAGCAGGAGACGUCUCAUAUUAAGGGAGGCAUCUUGGCUGAUGAAAUGGGUGAGGAACAAGCCGCAUAA
Messenger RNA from Eimeria necatrix, 1134 nucleotides. RefSeq lists its product as hypothetical. The record is from RefSeq and is a predicted model, not a curated record. Lineage: Eukaryota; Apicomplexa; Conoidasida; Eucoccidiorida; Eimeriidae. The transcript is spliced from 2 exons. Gene Ontology annotation, molecular function: DNA binding; zinc ion binding. The coding region runs from base 1 to 1134 and encodes 377 amino acids.